Molecule: messenger RNA, 993 nt
Organism: Rhagoletis zephyria (snowberry fruit fly)
Lineage: Eukaryota; Metazoa; Arthropoda; Insecta; Diptera; Tephritidae
Source: RefSeq, a predicted model, not a curated record
UGCGGCCACUGGACGUGAAAAUACUCACCAAAUCGACGCCAACAAUAUCCUCUUCAAAAGUGACCUCCUUUUCCUCCGUUUCUUCCUCUUCUGGCCACUCAUCGCCAGCAAUUGUGUUAGCAGCUGGUAGCAAAGCAGAGUUUCAGUGUCGCAGCAUCGGCUCUCGACCUUCAGCGCAGAUCUCCUGGUGGCUAGGCCCAGAACGGCUGAGCAGCAACGUGCGCGACAGUGUGAAUGAAGACGGCAAUGCCACCAUUUCGACGAUCACCUUUGUGCCUGACCUCGAGGACAACGGCAAGAUGCUGACCUGCCGAGCAGACAAUCUGCCCAUGCCGCACACGGCACUGAAGGACGAGAAACUGCUCAAUGUGCACUUUGCCCCUCAACUGCGAAUAUCAUUUGGUUCUAACAUUGGUCGUGACUCGAUUCGCGAGGGCAGUGACGUCUACCUGGAGUGCCGCGUACGUGCCAAUCCGCCGGUGAAGGAGGUCGUCUGGCUGCAUGAAGGCCGUCCGCUGCACGGCUCACUCACCGGUGACGUGAACGCCGCCGACGCCAGCCGCAGCACCAUCAUCAUGACCAACCAGUCGCUGGUCAUUCAGAAGGUCCACCGCAGCCACCGAGGCCGCUACCAGUGUGUCGCCUUCAACGACCAGGGCGAGACGGUGUCAGAGGCGCUCAUGCUCAAAGUCAACUUUGCCCCCGUUUGCGUGGAUGGACAGAAGACCCAAUACGGAGUGUCCCGCAAUGAGCAGAUUCGCAUUCGCUGCGAAGUCGACGCCGAACCCUCACUCGGUCUGACCUUUCGCUGGACAUUGAACGCCUCAGGCAGUGAGACGUCCACUGAGUGGGCCUCCUUCACCAACAACGCCACCACCUCCAUUGCCACCUACCGGCCGGAGAGUUCGCUGGACUACGGGACGCUGUCCUGUGUGGCGCAGAACAGCAUCGGCCAGCAGGUGGAGGCAUGCGUCUACAGCGUCGUCCCAGCAG